Molecule: messenger RNA, 2902 nt
Organism: Paramuricea clavata
Lineage: Eukaryota; Metazoa; Cnidaria; Anthozoa; Malacalcyonacea; Plexauridae
Source: the annotation of a GenBank genome assembly
GCGAGUUAGAACAAUAGAACCAGCCUAGACCUAGGUCUUUACUUGGCUGGCUUUGGCAGGUUUGGUCAAUUUCGGGCUAGCAUCUUUGGCAGGUUUGGGCAAUUUCGGGCUAGCAUCUUUGGCAGGUUUGGACUCGUCUCUACCUAACACCCCCCCCCCCACUCUAACCCCUAACUAUGCCCUAACUUCUCGCUUUGAUGGGGGGCAACAAGCGCGCGAACUCUCACUUUCGUUUUUGCUUAGAUGCGGCUUGUACCUCUGGAUCUUGUCAGAAUGGUGGGACUUGUUCGAAUAAUAAAUGCAGGUAAGCGGCGUUUCGUUGUGUGUGAAUAUUUUGUUUCGUUGAUCAGUCGAUGAAAUACAGUGUCAAAAUCUGAAGAUUGUUUUGAAUUCUCGUUCGAGCAUCGUCGUUUAAAGACCAUGUCGAGUCCGUUCUGCGCAUCAGUUCUGCUCAUAACAAAAGGGGACCCACAUUUGAAUUGAACCUUUUCAAUUCAUUUGAAUUGAAACCCAUUUCAUUUGAAUUGAAACGUACUCUGGUUUAUAUUCAUUUACAAUUGCGAACCAGAAAAGUGUUAGAUAUUCAGUAAUAUUCAGUUAGUAUGUCUUAUUUGACAAAUACAGCAGUUCAAAAUGUAAACAAAGGAUUUGUUUACAUUACGGACUUGACAUGGUCUUUAAUUUUCAGCUUGAUCUCUUCCCAUGCAAAAUUAAGGCUAUGUCUUAAUUGUAAAAAGCGUUCAAAUUAAGACAUAGCCUUAAUUUGAACGCUAACCCCCACCCAAUCCACACUUUAACCUCUAACCCUAUAAUCUAAUCCCAGUCUCACCCUAAUCUAAAUCUGACGACCUUUUCUUUUCUUUUAAAAUAUUGUUAGCUAUUUAAACUCUCAUGAUGUUAUAACAUUUUUAACAGCUGCAAAAGUGGCUUCACUGGGAACCAAUGUGAUGUGGACGUUGACGAAUGUAAUGAAUUUCCUGGAAUAUGUCAGAACAAGGCAACUUGCACUAACACUAAAGGCUCGUACGCAUGCACUUGCAGAGCUGCAUAUACAGGAACAAACUGCUCAAUAAAUAUCGAUGGUUGUAAGACGGAUGAUGGUUCAUCAAAAUGUCUGAAUAAUGGUACAUGUAUUGAUGGGGAGGGUGAAUUCAGCUGUAAAUGUCAAGACCCAUAUAUAGGUAUGAUGAAUAUUUUUAUGUAUAUAGGUAUGAUGACUAUUCUUAACAUGAAGUAUUCAGCUUUGCGUAUGUCCAGUCUCUUUGGUCGAGUUAUGUAUGGUCUGUUAGUUAGGGUUAGGUUUCCCCUAGAUAGAUGAUUAUUAUCUACAGUAUUUGUGCACUUUUGACAAUUGAUGCCAUUCAUCUAUUUAUCCCCGAGACUGCAUGCAUGUACUGUAUUUGUCUAUUAUUAAUGAUUCUAUUACCAUGCAGUUACUAUUACCUCAUACGCGCCCACAUUACUUACCUGUUGAGGAUUCUAUAUAGUACUUCAUAUAGAUUUUUUUUGCUCUUUCUCCAUUCAUAAUAUACAGGGUGCAGGGAUCAAUAUAAAAGUCGGCCACCGGCCAUUAGCCGAGCAAAAUGCUGAUAUGGCCAUCUACUGAUUGCUCUGCACGGACAUUAUGGCCGACCGUUUUGUCUCAUUAAUUUGAAUAUUUCUUCCUUUAUUGUUGCAAAUCUUUUUAACAAAAUCUGUAAUGUUUAACACAUGCAAACAAAGUUUCCCAUCUGCUAGACAAUCACAGAAUCUGAAUUGCUAAAUAUAGCAACCUAUUAUUGUCAAACAAAGUCCUCUACACUAAUGCUCCCAUCGCAUUAACAUUUAGCAAUCUCAAUGUUAGUAGUUUGAACAAAUCGUCUCCUUGGGCUUCGAGGAGAUCUCUUUUUUAACUACUGGUUCAUUAAAUUAUUAGAAAGUUAUAUUAUAUAUAUAUAUAUAUAUAUAUAUAUAUAUAUAUAUAUAUAUGGUUUUAGACUAUUGGUAGUUGUUACGGUUUUGGUUUCUAGUACUGUGACAACUGACAACGUCCCUCUUGCGAAUAAUUAAGUGUCCGAUCAUGUCCGACCAAAACAUGGGUUGGUCUGACACAAUGUCAGACCAAGUUUUCAGAAUUAUAUUGAACUCUGACAGGGUGUAUCAAAAAACCUGCAAAUCCUUUGAAAUACAAUGUUUUUAGAAUUUGCAUGAUUCAGAACUAAUUGAUCCCAAGCGUGCGUAAACACAAUAGUUGACCCAUUCGCAGUCGAACUGACAAUUAGUUUUCUGCAUUACAAAUAACUUUGUGUUAUUCUAAUUUCUAUCAACGCGGUUUAAUAAUUAGAAUGUAUAUUUUCAAAUCGAUCUCAGGACAAACAUUGAAAUGCUAGUAUAAGCAGCAGAAUUAUGCAAAUUAUAGUGUUUGCAGGUUUUUUGAUACACCCUGACCCUGUAUUUAUUGAUAUUGUUGUGAAAAAUUUAUGCAAAUCUUUUAAAGUAAGUUUAUUAUUUUGAUUAUUUUACACUUGUUACUGACAGUAUAGUUGAGCCCCUUGUGGUUGACUUAGUGAGUUGACCAGUCAACAUCCAACAUAUGUUGUUUCCCUUCCCAAGUAAUACAAGUAAAAUUGUUUGGCGAUAAGGUAGAAAAACUAUAUCACUUUGAUCCCCAUUACAGGGUCCCUCUGCCAGUGGGUAGAUGAGUGUAAGAAUGUGAAAAAUCUAUGUGGCAAAGGAGUUUGUGAUAAACAUCGAAAUGGUUCGGCAAUCUGCAGAUGUAAUAGAUCCAGGGUAUAAUGGCACCUUUUGUCAAAAUGAUAUUGAUGAGUGCUCAUUACCUAUAUCACCAUGCGAUAGCGCAAUCUCCACGUGUGUUAAUACUCCAGGCUCAUAUGUUUGUUUCUGCAAAGAUGGCUAUACAGGU